AUGGAGGUUAUAGAUCAAGGUCUCAAACAUACCCUACCAAAUCACUCAAAUAGAUAUCCGGAACUCCUGGCGGUGGAGGUUGAUGCCAUUUUGGAAGGCACAAAUCUCAAAACAAAAGAAAAGGACGACAUUAGGACUGAAUGUAGGAGUUUACUUUACAAAGAAAAAAGAAAGACCCUUCAAAAGAGAAAAAAUCAAGAAGCAGAUACUUUGAAGCGAUUAAAAGAGAAAAUUCAACGAAAUGACUUGACUGUCGUCAAGGCAGACGAGAGUUCUUGCACAGUUAUUAUGACAAGGACUGCAUAUAACAACAAGGUUUUAGAAUUCAUUCAUGACAAUGGCUUCAAAAGACUCACCACAAAUCCAAUGACACCUUUGAUUAACAAAAUUAAGAGAUAUAAAGUGAGUGAAGAAUUUCGAGAAGUCUUUGGAACAUACAGCAAAUUAGUUAAUCCAAACCCAAAGAUUCCAAAACUGUAUGGACUACCAUACGCGUGUUGA
Molecule: messenger RNA, 501 nt
Organism: Coccinella septempunctata (seven-spotted ladybird)
Lineage: Eukaryota; Metazoa; Arthropoda; Insecta; Coleoptera; Coccinellidae
Exons: 1
Coding region: 1-501 (166 amino acids)
Source: RefSeq, a predicted model, not a curated record